Molecule: messenger RNA, 510 nt
Organism: Microtus oregoni (creeping vole)
Lineage: Eukaryota; Metazoa; Chordata; Mammalia; Rodentia; Cricetidae
Gene: CUNH5orf47
Product: chromosome unknown C5orf47 homolog
Exons: 4
Coding region: 1-510 (169 amino acids)
Source: RefSeq, a predicted model, not a curated record
AUGGUUCCGGCCGGCAGCCACCAACGGCCGCAGGGGCCUCCCCUGAUCUACGUGACCCGCUUCGCCUCGCACCGCGGUGGCGUGUGGCAGUUGAGGGGCCCCCGAGGUCUCUGUCAUCAAGGCCCAGGACUCGGGGCCUGCUCCGCCAUGGAGGGAGCGGCCGUGGAGAGUGGGCCCCCGGGACGAGAGCUGCCAACCGGCACCCAGGCCCCGGUCGCCACCAUCCCCGACUCCACCUCUUUCCAGCUGCGGAGGUCGAGAGCGCCGACAACGCCCAGGGGCCUGGAGCAAGCGGCGCGAGCAGGUUUAAAGCAGAAAACUGCAGCUGAAGAGUUUGAUUUCCCCAUACCACUGAAUGAGUCCUCCAAAACAAUGAAGGAAAUGAAAAAGGUCUUAGCGUGGAAAAAAGUUAGCAAAGUCAUUUCCAGAAUGAUUGCAGAAAAUGAAAACUACAGACACAGACUGAAGUGCCAAAAAUUAUCUAGUGAAAUUGGAGUUAGUACAAGAUGA